This is a messenger RNA of Spathaspora passalidarum NRRL Y-27907, 2754 nucleotides long. RefSeq names its product snoRNA-binding rRNA-processing protein (gene PWP2). Gene Ontology annotation, molecular function: protein binding. The transcript has a single exon. Bases 1 to 2754 code for a protein of 917 amino acids. The record is from RefSeq and is a predicted model, not a curated record. Lineage: Eukaryota; Fungi; Ascomycota; Pichiomycetes; Serinales; Debaryomycetaceae. Gene Ontology annotation, biological process: maturation of SSU-rRNA from tricistronic rRNA transcript (SSU-rRNA, 5.8S rRNA, LSU-rRNA); ribosomal small subunit assembly. Gene Ontology annotation, cellular component: small-subunit processome; Pwp2p-containing subcomplex of 90S preribosome.
AUGAAAUCCGAUUUCAAGUUCUCUAACUUGUUAGGAACAGUUUAUAGAAAAGGUAAUCUCUUGUUUACUGAAGAUGGAACCAAAUUACUUUCACCAGUGGGCAAUCGUGUCUCCUGUUUUGAUCUUAUUAAUUCCCAAUCAUUCACGUUCAAUUACCAACAUCGGAAAAAUAUCAGCUGUAUAGCCUUGAACAAACCAGGUACAUUGUUGAUUUCUAUUGAUGAAGAUGGUAGAGCUAUACUUGUGAACGCAGUCCUGCGUGUUGUCUUGCAUCAUUUCAAUUUCAAAGCCAAAGUAUACGACAUUAAGUUCAGUCCUUGUGGUCAUUACUUUGCCGUGGCCAUGGCUAGAUUCAUUCAAGUUUGGAAAACUCCUGAUGUCAGCGAAGAUAGACAAUUUUCUCCAUUCAUAAGACAUAGAAUAUAUCUGGGACAUUACAACGAUGUCACGAGCAUUACUUGGUCUCAAGAUUCUCGUUUCUUUAUAAGUACUAGUAAGGACAUGACUGCUAGAAUUUUUUCCCUUUCCAGUGAUGAAAAAGACGUUACUAUGACUUUCUCGGGACAUCGAGAUUAUGUUGUUAAUGCUUUCUUUAGUGCUGAUCAAGAAGUCAUAUAUACAGUCAGUAAAGAUGGAGCAUUGUUCAAAUGGGAAUACACCGAGAAACCAGUAGAAAGUGAUGAUGAAGAUAUGGAAGAAGAGGAAGGCGUCGCUAAACCAAUGAGUUGGAGAAUAACUAGAAAAGAUUUCUUUCAUGCUGACGGUAAAUUAAAAUGUGCUACUUUCCAUCCUCAAUCUAACUUAUUAAUUGUUGGUUUUACCAAUGGUGAAUUCAGAAUUUAUGAAAUCGAAGAGUUCAAUCUUAUACAACUGUUGAGUAUGGGUCAAAAUUCCAUCAAUACCGUCACCAUAAAUAAAACAGGAGAAUGGUUGGCCUUUGGAUCUGCUAAACUUGGACAAUUAUUGGUUUACGAAUGGCAAUCAGAAUCAUAUAUUCUUAAGCAACAAGGACAUUUUGAUUCCAUGAAUACCUUGGCAUAUUCUCCUGAUGGAUCUAGGUUAGUUACAGGAUCUGAUGACGGUAAAAUUAAGAUUUGGGAUGUUCAAUCUGGAUUCUGUCUCUUCACAUUCACGGAACAUACUUCUGCAGUCACUGGAGUUCAAUUUGCUAAACGUGGACAAGUUUUAUUUUCAAGUUCUUUGGAUGGUACUAUACGAGCAUGGGAUUUAAUCAGAUUUAGAAACUUCAAGACAUUUACUGCUGCUUCAAGAAUCCAAUUCAAUUGUUUGGCAGUUGAUCCAAGUGGUGAAGUUGUAUGUGGUGGGUCUCAAGACACUUUUGAAAUUUAUGUGUGGUCGGUCCAAACUGGUCAAUUAUUAGACUCUUUAAGUGGACAUGAAGGUCCUAUUUCUUGUUUAACCUUUGGUAGAGAAAACUCGGUGUUGGCUUCAGCUUCAUGGGAUAAGACUAUUCGUAUUUGGAAUAUUUUUGCUAGAAAUCAAACCGUGGAACCAAUCGAGGUCACCAACGAUGUGAUUUCCUUAACUAUGAGACCAGAUUGUAAAGAAAUUGCUGUCCUGACAUUAGAUGGACAUAUUACCAUUUUUGAUAUUGAAGAUGCCAAACAAUUACAUUUAAUUGAUGGUAGAAAGGACAUUAUCAAUGGAAGAUACUUUGAUGAUAAAUUUGUUGCCAAAAAUUCUGGUCGUGGGAAAUAUUUCAAAACUAUUGCUUAUUCCUUUGAUGGAUUAACUCUUUUGGCUGCCGGUGAUAACAACUCCAUUUGUAUGUAUGAUAUUGACAAUGAAGUGUUGUUGAAGAGAUUUAUUGUAUCGGAAAACAUGUCUAUUGAUGGUACUUUACAAUAUCUCAACAGUGGUAAAAUUACAGAUUCUGGUAUAAAUUCCGAUUUGAUUGAUCGUGAUGGAGAAUUAAGUGAUUUGGAAGAUCGUAUAGAUAACACCUUGCCUGGAUCAACUAGAGGUGGGGAUCCAGGAGAACGUCGUGCAAGACCAGAAAUCAGAGUCAACUCUAUUGAAUUCUCCCCUACUUCAUCAGCAUUUGCUGCUGCUUCUACUGAAGGGUUGUUGGUGUAUUCAAUUAACCAAGAUGUUAUAUUUGAUCCAUUUGAUUUGGAUGUUGAUGUUACUCCCGAAGCUACCUUGGAAUCUCUUAAUGAUAAGGAAUACCUUACUGCUUUGGUUAUGGCGUUCAGAUUAAAUGAAAGUUACUUGAUUCAUAAAGUAUUGGAAUCGGUACCGUUAAGUGAUAUUCAAUUAGUUUGUCAAGAUUUACCAGUGGUUUAUUUGAAUCGUGUGUUGACAUUCAUUGGUGAAUUAUUAAUCAAACAAAACUCGCCACAUUUUGAAUUUUAUUUACUUUGGGUCAAGAAUUUAUUGAUUCAACAUGGGAAAUAUAUCAGUGGUCAUAGAUUGGAAUUGCAAUCUUCAAUGAAAUUGUUGUCGCGAUUCUUGAAUAAGAUUGCCAAAGAUGUUGUCACUGUUGGAAAGAAGAACGAUUAUUUAUUAAGUUAUUUGACGGUUAGUAAAGACUUGAAGGAGGAUGUGCCAGAAGAAGAACAAGGAUCUGAAGAAAGUGAAGGUGAGGAUGUAGUAAUGGACGAAGACGAGGAUUCUGAUGAUGAAGGAUGGUUACUUCCUAAUGAGCAUUCCUUGAAGAGUGGUAAUGGUAUUGUGUUUGAAGUUGAUGGGGAUGAAGAUAGUGAUGAGGAUGACGAAUUAAUAGAGGUUUAG